AUGGCGGACAUCCCGUUGCAGGUCAUAUCGGACAAUUCGUCAUCUGAGCGGCGCAUCACUCCAUCAUGGACCAUCAGCCAACUGAAAUCUAAGCUCGAAUUUGUCACAGGCAUCCCGCCGUCGUCUCAACGAUUGUCCCUGAAGACGGCCGCUAAGGAGACGAUUCCCAUCGAGGCUGCGAAUGACGACGAUGUCCACUUGUCCAACUUUCCCCUGCAGGCGUACGCAGAGCUUCACGUAGCUGACACCAGACCCGCCGGCGCGCGGCCUAAUUACACGGAUACCUCUAAUGUCGAGAAGUACGUGAUGCCAGAAGAGGAGUAUGAGAAGAAGACAGACUCGGUCUUGGCUUGGAAGAAGCAGGAGAAACUGGGACGUUUCAACCCAGAGGCCCCCAGCCUCGAGCAGGCCAAGAUAGCAGCCUCCUUGCAGGAAGUCCAAAGUCGAGGCAUCGCAGUCGGGAAAAGAUGCCGAGUCGGUGGUGACGAUGCAAGAAGAGGCAUCAUUCAGUACGUUGGCGACGUCAAGGAGAUCCCCGGUGUUCUGGGUGCUUGGGUCGGAGUUCAGCUUGACGAGCCAGUGGGCAAGAAUGAUGGCAGCAUCGGAGGCACGCGGUACUGGGGUCAAGAGAGCACUAUGAAGCAUGGCGUCUUCGUCCGCCCGGAGCGAGUCGAGGCUGGUGACUGGCCGGCGUUGGACGACCUUGAAGACAUGGAAGAGAUCUAG
Molecule: messenger RNA, 726 nt
Organism: Neoarthrinium moseri
Lineage: Eukaryota; Fungi; Ascomycota; Sordariomycetes; Amphisphaeriales; Apiosporaceae
Exons: 2
Coding region: 1-726 (241 amino acids)
Biological process (GO): cytoplasmic microtubule organization; tubulin complex assembly; post-chaperonin tubulin folding pathway
Cellular component (GO): cytoplasm; microtubule plus-end; nucleus
Molecular function (GO): microtubule plus-end binding; alpha-tubulin binding
Source: RefSeq, a predicted model, not a curated record